CUUUCCCCCCUAAAUCCUCUUUUUUUUUUGCUCACCUUUCCUACCCACUUCACUACAAGCAAACCAUUAAACGACCCCUCUACUGGGCUUCCGACGGCAGGAGUCCGCGGACCUCCCAGGCCGACAGCCCUCCCUCUAUCCGCGAGGGUUCCGGGCCCGGCGAGAGGGCGCGAGCACAGCCGAGGACAUGGAGGUGACUGCGGACCAGCCGCGCUGGGUGAGCCACCACCACCCUGCGGUCCUCAACGGGCAGCACCCGGACACGCACCACCCUGGCCUCGGCCACUCGUACAUGGACCCGGCUCAGUACCCCCUGACGGAAGAGGUGGACGUACUUUUUAACAUCGAUGGUCAAGGCAACCACGUCCCGUCCUACUACGGAAACUCGGUCAGGGCUACCGUGCAGAGGUAUCCUCCGACCCACCACGGGAGCCAGGUAUGCCGCCCACCUCUGCUGCACGGAUCCCUGCCCUGGCUGGAUGGCGGCAAAGCCCUGAGCAGCCACCACACUGCCUCGCCCUGGAACCUCAGUCCCUUCUCCAAGACGUCCAUCCACCACGGCUCCCCGGGGCCGCUGUCCGUCUACCCUCCGGCUUCAUCCUCUUCUCUGGCCGCAGGCCACUCCAGUCCGCAUCUCUUCACCUUCCCGCCCACCCCUCCGAAGGACGUCUCCCCAGACCCGUCGCUGUCCACCCCAGGAUCAGCGGGCUCCACCAGGCAAGAUGAGAAAGAGUGCCUCAAGUAUCAGGUGCCGCUGCCGGAUAGCAUGAAGCUGGAGACGUCCCACUCCCGAGGCAGUAUGACCACCCUGGGAGGGGCCUCGUCCUCAGCCCACCAUCCCAUCACCACCUAUCCGCCCUACGUGCCCGAGUACAGCUCCGGACUCUUCCCACCCAGCAGCCUGCUGGGAGGAUCCCCAACAGGGUUCGGGUGUAAGUCGAGGCCCAAGGCGCGAUCCAGCACAGAAGGCAGGGAGUGUGUGAACUGCGGGGCAACCUCCACCCCACUGUGGCGGCGAGAUGGAACUGGGCACUACCUUUGCAAUGCCUGCGGACUGUACCAUAAGAUGAACGGACAGAACCGGCCCCUUAUCAAGCCCAAGCGAAGGCUGUCAGCAGCAAGGAGAGCAGGGACCUCCUGUGCGAACUGUCAGACCACCACCACCACCCUCUGGAGGAGGAAUGCUAACGGGGACCCCGUCUGCAAUGCCUGUGGGCUCUACUACAAGCUGCACAAUAUUAACAGACCCCUGACUAUGAAGAAGGAAGGCAUCCAGACCCGAAACCGGAAGAUGUCUAGCAAGUCCAAAAAGUGCAAAAAGGUGCACGACGCGCUGGAGGACUUCCCCAAGAGCAGCUCCUUCAACCCGGCUGCCCUCUCCAGACACAUGUCGUCUUUGAGUCACAUCUCCCCAUUCAGCCACUCCAGUCACAUGCUGACCACACCGACGCCCAUGCACCCGCCCUCCGGCCUCUCCUUUGGACCUCACCAUCCUUCCAGCAUGGUCACCGCCAUGGGGUAGAGAGGGAGAGCCCUGCUCCGUAUGCACGAGGAGUUUCUGAGUCCGCAAAGAAUCCAUCCCUCUGACCCCUUCUACUUGCGUUUUUGCAGGAGCAGUAUCAUGAAGCCCGAAAGCGACAGAUCUGUGUUUUUUGAAGGCAGAAAGCAAAAUGUUUGCUUCUUUUUCAAAGGAGCUGCCGGUGGUGUCUGUGUUCCAACCACUGAAUCCGGAUCCCAUUUGUGAAUAAGCCAUUCAGACUCAUGGUCCCUAUUUAACAGGGUCUCUAGUGCUGUGAAGAGAAAUAUUGCUGAACAUUGCAUAUAACUUAUAUUGUAAGAAAUACUGUACAUUGGAGGAAGACUUUAUUGUACCUGGAUAGCUGUAAGAAAGGCAUGAAGGACGCCAAGAAUUUUAAGGAAUAUAGGGAAAAUAAAGUAUGGAGGGGGAUACAGAAGAAACUAAGUCUCGAUGUCCAAAUGGGCACGCUGUCAGUUUUGUUUCCCUUUAGUUGUUUGAUGCAUUUAAAAAAAAAAAAUUUAAAAAGAGAAAAAAAAAGAAAAAAGAAAUGAAAAAGAAAAAAAAAGAAAAGAAAAGAAAAAAAAAUCCAAGAAAAAAAAAUAUUGUAGGCAAAUCAUCUGUUCCAGGCUGUGAGCCUUUGCAAAAAAAAAUUUCAGAUCCGGCAAUCAUGUGUGAGAUCUCACCAGUUGCCAGUGAGGAUUUGAGAAUGUCAUGUCUAGGCCUACAUGCUCUGUGAACUAGGCCCUGUAAUUGUUGUCUGUAUGUAUAAUUCAGAAGCACCAAAAUAAGAAAAGAUGUAGAUUUAUUUCAUCAUAUUAUACAGACUGAAUUGUUGUAUAAAUUUAUUUACCGCUAGCGUUAAGAACUGCUUUUUUUUCUUUUUUUUUUUUUUUGUUUUAAUGUUUUCCUUCUCCCUGGAUUUUUGGUUGAAUAAACUAGCUUGCUUUCAGUUGACUUAAGGUGGAUGUACUCUGGAGGGUUUAUUUUUCCUUUUUAUUAUUUUUUGAUGAUGAUAUUUAUUAAAUAGCUUCCACGGGCCCAGUGGUACCUGUCUUUUCCGUCACUUCUCUUGCAGCCCAAGCUAUGAAGGUAGCAGCGUACUCGCUACCCGCGUGCAUGUCAGUGACCUGGCCGCCACAGGCCUUGUCCUGAGAGCAACCCGGCUGACCGUUAGCCUCUGUGUGUUCUGUAUUAGUGAUCACUGCCUUUAAACAGU
This is a messenger RNA of Microtus oregoni (creeping vole), 2735 nucleotides long. It is a transcript of the gene Gata3, whose product is annotated as GATA binding protein 3. Gene Ontology annotation, molecular function: DNA-binding transcription factor activity, RNA polymerase II-specific; zinc ion binding; RNA polymerase II cis-regulatory region sequence-specific DNA binding. Gene Ontology annotation, cellular component: nucleus. Lineage: Eukaryota; Metazoa; Chordata; Mammalia; Rodentia; Cricetidae. Gene Ontology annotation, biological process: embryonic organ development; negative regulation of transcription by RNA polymerase II; cell fate commitment. The record is from RefSeq and is a predicted model, not a curated record. Bases 188 to 1522 code for a protein of 444 amino acids. The transcript is spliced from 5 exons.